Molecule: messenger RNA, 159 nt
Organism: Trametes versicolor FP-101664 SS1
Lineage: Eukaryota; Fungi; Basidiomycota; Agaricomycetes; Polyporales; Polyporaceae
Exons: 1
Source: RefSeq, a predicted model, not a curated record
UGCGCCAAUGACCAUGUCUCAAGAUUAGCAGGUAUCCUGUACUACGAUUACUUCCUCACUCUCAAGAACGAGAUUGCUCUCGUGUGGCAUUCCCCCCGCAGCUUUUCCAAGAUAUUCUUUUUGAUAAUUCGAUAUGGGUUCCUGCUCGACACCACACUC